CUCUGGUUCUACCGAAAUAGCGCGAUGACUCGUUGCUGCACUGGCUCCCCCGGAGAACCAGAAGCCUUCUGUUUCCGUCGGAAGCUCCAGCGGCGGAUUGGACGAUCCGAGGCAGAAGACGAAGAAAGGCGGACAGGGCAGAGAUGGAGGGAGACGCGCUCGCCGAGUCGCUCAACGAUCUCUUCCUCAACCUCUCCACGAUGGUCAAAUCCGAACUCCAGGGCGCGAACAAUCAGCUGGAGCUGGUGGAGAAGAUGAACCAGCAAGUGGCGGAGGAGUACGUGGGGUUCGGCGACGUGGCGUCGGGGCUGAGAGUGUUCGUGGAGCAGCUGAAGUCCAAGAGCGGGGGCUUCGACGAGUACGUGCGGCAGAUCGAGGCGAUCGAAGAGCAGGUGACUCACUUCGAGUCCGUGGUCUCCGCGCUCGACAAGCACGUGUCCCUGUUGGAAACCAAAGUGCAUUCAGCGUGCCACCACCCGCCUCAGGGAUGAAUGAAGGCUCCUCUCUCCCUCUUCUUUAGUUCUCAGUUACUGUUCAAGUGUCGCCAACACCGUCGUUUGUCCGUGAAUCAUUUCAUCGUAAAUGUUCAAUUGCAUGGCAAAUCACUCGUAAAUCAAUCUUAGAGACUCGAGACUUUGAUUUCUAGCUCGCCAUGGAGUCGCACUUUCUCGCCUGCCGGAAAGCUCGGGGUCACUAAAGUUGGCCAUUUCGAAACUCUGGACUUUGAGAAAACGGCCCCUCUUCACAGCUUUUCACUUGACAGUUUGUGAUUCCGAGAACCUCUAUAUGGAUGAAUCCAUGCAUCUGCAAUUCCUAA
This is a messenger RNA of Eucalyptus grandis, 817 nucleotides long. Its product is annotated as biogenesis of lysosome-related organelles complex 1 subunit 2. The transcript is spliced from 2 exons. Bases 144 to 491 code for a protein of 115 amino acids. NCBI's taxonomy places the organism in Eukaryota, Viridiplantae, Streptophyta, Magnoliopsida, Myrtales, Myrtaceae. The record is from RefSeq and is a predicted model, not a curated record.